UUCAUUGAACCAUUUUCAAGUUUUGUACUUGAAGACCGUUUGUACAUCUCUAGUGGAAUUAAUUCAUCUGUUACAUUACCACCAGGAACCAGCUAUGUUGUCACUUGCACGUUUGCUCCAAAGCAUAUCGGUGUGUACAAAGGCACCCUAGCAUUCGAGUUGCAAGAUGGGGCAAGUGGGAACAAAUUUCACAUCAUCCGAUUUGUGUCUGGAUCAGCACAGGCGAGCAAGGAAGACAUGCGGUUGGUACAACUCAGAUCACAAUAUGUACCUUUCAAUCCAAGGCCAAAGCGAAGAAGACGUACAAUUAUUGAUGGUGUAAGACCUCCCGGGCCCCAUUAUAGAAUUCCAAUGGUGAGAGAAUUGGCUGAAUACAGGAUACCCCCAGAGAUCAAUGAAUACAAAAUCAAUGACAGAAUGUUAGACGAGCUGACUGCAGAUCUACAAAACUCCCACAGCAAACGUUUCCAUAAGUUGUUACACAUUGAGGAAAAGCAAAUGUACCGUGACAUUAGACGGUACGAUAGAAAGAAAGAAUUAUCACAAACUCCUGGAGGUUAUCUCACACUUAAGGUGGAAGGUCUAGCAGAAAAUAGACCGUCGCUCCUUAAAGGAGAUCAUAUACUUGCAACUUGCGAAUCUCAUCACCACGAGUACAAAGGCUACGUCCACAGAGUCGAGAAAGAAGAAGUUUGGCUGAAGUUCGAUCGAAUGUUUCACAGACAAUUUAUCCGUGGACAAAAAUAUGAUAUUCGCUUUACCUUCAAUCGUCUUCCACUACGUUUGCAACAUCGAGCCUUGGACAUCUCCAACAAGACAUUACCUCGAGAGCUUCUAUUUCCAACAAUCACUGCCUCCUCUAAACCGGUUCUAUGGAAUCCAAAGACAAAACCAUUAACUUUCUAUGACCGAGACGUUGCAUCAAACAGGGAGCAAAGUCAAGCUGUGGAGAUGAUUGUAUCCGGAUAUUCCCGGCCAGCUCCAUAUCUCAUAUUCGGACCUCCAGGAACAGGAAAGACAAAGACAACAGUAGAGGCAAUAAAGCAAGUUCUCAAAUGCAUUCCUGAAAGCCGAAUUCUGGCAUGUGCCCCAUCCAAUAGUGCUACAGACUUACUGUGCGAGCGCCUAUUGACGCACGUGCCAAAAGAUCAAGGGUUGCGUCUCAAUGCAUUCAGCCGUCCUCGGAGUACAGAUAUACCAGGCACCGUGAUGGAGGUAUCGUGCUAUGAUGAUGACACAGGAUCAUUUGAAAUGCCUCAGCUGGCUAAGCUCAAACAAUAUCGAGUAAUACUUUCCACACUUAUCACUGCUGGCAGAUUGGUAUCUAUUUCCUUGCCAUCGAAUCACUUUUCUCACAUUUUCAUUGAUGAAUCUGGUCAUGCUGUGGAGCCAGAAUGUCUGGUUCCAGUUGCCGGUCUUCUUAACACCGACAACCCUAAAGGUGGCCAGCUCGUCCUCGCUGGUGACCCAAAGCAACUUGGUCCAGUUCUGAGGUCCCACAUAGCCAUUAAGCAUGGAUUACAGACAUCGCUUCUGGAACGUCUAAUGACACAAUGUGAUGUGUAUCAGCGCAAGUCGUCCACACACUAUAACCCUCAUGUUUUGACAAAAUUACUACAAAACUAUCGAUCCCAUCCUGACAUACUUUGCAUCCCAAAUGAGACGUUUUAUAACAAUGAGCUGAAAGUUAAAGCCGAUCCAUUGGUGAGAACCUCUCUAUGCCGCUGGGAACAUCUGCCAAAGCAAGACUUUCCCAUCAUCUUUCACGGUAUUGAAGGCGAAGACCAGAGAGAAGAAAACAGUCCAUCAUUCUUCAAUCCUCAAGAAGCCAUCAUCGUCCAUCGCUAUAUCGCACAGCUCAUUGGAUCUCGAGGAAUCAGAGUGAAUGCCAGAGAAAUAGGAGUCAUCUCACCAUACAGAAAACAAGUUGAGAAAAUUAGAACUGUGCUCAGAGCAAAAGGGUUUGAAAGUGUAAAGGUGGGAUCAGUAGAAGAAUUUCAAGGCCAGGAGAGAAGAAUUAUAAUCAUUUCGACAGUAAGAAGCAAUCCGACUUUCCUGGCCAUCGACCGCGACUACAAGUUGGGAUUCCUUGACAAUCCCAAGCGUUUCAACGUGGCUAUAACACGAGCGAAAGCUCUACUAGUUGUCGUGGGGAAUCCAAAACUUCUCAGCAGAGACAAACACUGGAAAACGUUCCUUCAGUUUGUUUGUCGUAAAGGAGGAUAUGUAGGUAUUGAGUUCAAGGAUGUUUCGGUUGCAGAUCAGUCCUUGUUAGACAGAAUUCAAGAGCUGGAAUUACACAGACACGAUUCGUAUACUGCAUCUACAGGUGAACAGGACAACGAACCGACCUCAUCAGAAACAGAAUGGAGAAAUGAAGAAUGAAUCGAAGGGCACACAUGUACUAUGGAUAACUACAGAUUGUGUGUGUGUGUGUGUGUGUGUGUGUGUGUGUGUGUGUGUGUGUGUGUGUGUGUGUGUGUGUGUGUGUGUGUGUGUGUGUGUGUGUUCCUAUAAAAGCGAGUUUGCAUGUAGGAGUAAGAAUUAUUGCACAUACGCACACUGCGUGUGCACUCUGUUGUGAACGACAGCACAAGUAUGACAGGAGUACUAAAAUGCAUUCGAAUGUAUGAAGUGGUUUACUCAAUCUAAUGCAAUAUGAU
Molecule: messenger RNA, 2663 nt
Organism: Corticium candelabrum
Lineage: Eukaryota; Metazoa; Porifera; Homoscleromorpha; Homosclerophorida; Plakinidae
Product: putative helicase MOV-10
Exons: 11
Coding region: 238-2385 (715 amino acids)
Biological process (GO): regulatory ncRNA-mediated post-transcriptional gene silencing
Cellular component (GO): P granule; cytosol
Molecular function (GO): RNA binding; 5'-3' RNA helicase activity
Source: RefSeq, a predicted model, not a curated record